Molecule: messenger RNA, 863 nt
Organism: Prunus avium (sweet cherry)
Lineage: Eukaryota; Viridiplantae; Streptophyta; Magnoliopsida; Rosales; Rosaceae
Source: RefSeq, a predicted model, not a curated record
ACCCCAUGCAAUCUCCUAUAUAAACAGCAAACCAAGUGAAUGUUAGCUCAUAAAGCCUCUGAUCCCAUUCUGUUGUAUUUCGUAUUGCUUCAGUAUUCUCAAAGUAUGGCGAUGUUGAAGUCGUCACCCGCUUUCCUUGUUCUUGCUUUUGCUUUCUUCUUGUGUUUCAUUAUGAGCAAUGGAUCUUAUGUCUAUUUUCAAUUUGUGCAACAAUGGCCACCGACCAACUGCAGAGUUCGCAUCAAGCGACCUUGCUCCAGUCCCCGGCCAUUACAAUAUUUCACCAUUCAUGGCCUUUGGCCAAGUAAUUAUUCAAACCCGAGGAUGCCCAGUAAUUGCACUGGACCGCAAUUUAAGCGAAUAUUGUCCCCUCAACUGCGAUCCAAACUGCAGACAUCUUGGCCGGACGUGGAAAGUGGCAAUGAUACAAAGUUUUGGGAAAGCGAAUGGAACAAACAUGGUACAUGUUCCAAAGAGACACUUAACCAAAUGCAGUACUUCGAGCGAUCCUACGCAAUGUGGAUGUCGUACAAUAUUACAGAGAUCCUUAAAAACGCUUCAAUCGUACCACAUCCGACACAAACAUGGAAGUACUCGGACAUAGUUGCACCCAUUAAAGCAGCAACUAAAAGAACACCCCUCCUCCGUUGCAAACAGGACAAGAAUACUGUGUUGUUACAUGAAGUGGUAUUUUGUUAUGAAUAUAAUGCGUUAAAGCAGAUUGACUGUAAUCGAACAUCCGGAUGCCAAAAUCAACCAGCCAUCUCGUUUCAAUAAAAUUAUAGCUAGCCUUUUUCAGUCAUAAUAAAGUAUAGUAUGGUUUGGUAUGGUACUAGUGUAAUCAAAAUGAAGGAUUGCGCUUA